AUGGCUGAGGGGCUUACUUUGCAAACGACCCUUGUUUGGCUAAUCAUUUGGACCGCCCUACAAGAUGGCGACGGGGGAUUCCCCCAAGGGCAUAAGGCAAAGGAGAACCUAGCCAGACUACAGAGAGCCUUCACUAGGAAGUGGGAGUUUGUCUUCAUGCAGGCCGAGGCUCAGGUCAAGAUCGACACGAAAAAGGAUAGAAUUGAGAGGAAGAUUCUAGACAGUCAAGAAAGAGCUUUCUGGGAUGUCCAUAGACCUGUGCCAGGUUGUGUGAACACCACAGAGAUGGACAUCAGGAAAUGCAGACGUAUGAAGAACCCACAGAGAGUCAAGAAGUCAGUGUAUGGACUGAUAGAGGAGGGUCAGGCACAGAGCCCGGUACACACACCCUCACAACUAGCCAGGAAAGGCACUAAAGAAGACGUGGAGAAAGAGAUUGUGUUUCUUAACAGCCAGUUGGACCGACACUGUAUCAAGGUUUCUAAAGUCGCUGAGAGUCUGAUGACCUACACUGAGCAGUACCAGGAGUAUGACCCGUUUGUGGUGUCACCAGAACCCUCCAACCCCUGGACCAGUGACGACCUCUCAUUCUGGGACCUAGAGGCCAGUAAGGACCCCAGUCAACAGAGAGUGAGGAAGUGGGGUUUUUCUCUCGAAGAAGCUCUGAAGGAUCCGGCAGGUCGCGACCAGUUCCUCAAGUUCCUGGAAUCAGAGUUCAGCUCAGAGAACCUACAGUUCUGGUUGGCGGUGCAGGAUCUGAAGAGGCAGCCCCUGGAGAACGUGGCAGAGCGGGCUCAGGAGAUCUGGACAGAGUUUCUGGCAGAAGGAGCUUCCAGCUCCAUCAACCUGGACUCACACAGCUACGAACGCACCAGCGCCAACCUUAAAGACCCGGGACGAUACAGCUACGAAGACGCUCAGGACCACAUCUAUAAGCUGAUGAAGAGUGACAGUUACACACGUUACCUGCGCUCCAACGCUUACCAGAACCUUCUGAUGGCCAGGAAGAAGCCUGAGACGGAGCAGCAGCAGGGAAGACGCACCUCUCUGGAGAAGUUCACACGUAGCGUGGGCAAGUCACUGACGGGCAAACGGUUAACAGGCCUGAUGCAGUCGUCCUGACCAGGCCUGGGGCUGGAGUAAGACAGCCAUGCCCACUGGAGCUGCUCUGCUGUGGGGAGAGUGGUGUUGAGGCUUAGAGGCCUAACUGGGGCCUGGACACAACGUCGCCCACAUAACUGACUCCAGAUCAGUUUCCUGAGCUUCAGCGGAGGACAGACAUCAUUGCAAUAAGUCACUUAGAUCUGACACUGGGCGAGUGCUGUCUUUGGCUGCGUCUCAAGUAGCACCAUGUUGCCAUAUAUAUAGUGCACUACUUCUGACUAGAGCCCUUCUGACAAGAGCACUACUUCUGACUGAUUUGUGUACUUUUGUUUAAUCCAUACGAGAAAGUGUACACUUUGGGAAAAGGAUAGAGACUGGCAACCUCCUAGCCUGGGCCUUAGUCUAAAGUAGUGGAGACUGGCAACAUCCUAGCCUGGGCCUUAGUCUAAAGUAGUGGAGACUGGCAACAUCCUAGCCUGGGCCUUAGUCUAAAGUAGUGGAAACUGGCAACAUCCUAGCCUGGGCCUUAGUCUAAAGUAGUGGAGACUGGCAACAUCCUAGCCUGGGCCUUAGUCUAAAGUAGUGGAGACUGGCAACAUCCUAGCCUGGGCCUUAGUCUAAAGUAGUGCACUAUAAAGACAAUAGGGUGCGAUUUGGGACGUAGACACUGUGUAUUUUAUCGACAUAUAACAGCUGCACUCUCUCUCUCUCUCUCUCUCUGGCUCUCUCUCUCUCUCUCUCUCUCUCUCUCUCUCUCUCGCUCUCUCUCUCUGGCUCUUUCUCUCUCUCUCUCUCUCUCUCUCUCUCUCUCUCUCUCUCUCUCUCUCUCUCUCUUGCUCUCUCUCUCUUUCUCUCUCUCUCUCUCUGGUUCCUUUAAUAUAUUCUAUAACCAAAUGGAACGUCAGACUUCUACUUUAUCUCAGCUCAUGUUACUACAGUAUAAUACCUUUAUUAUAUAAACAUAAAAAUGGUUAAAUUAUGUUUAUAAUGUAUUUAGAAUAAGCACCUUAUUUUCGUCCGUCACUCUGAGGUAGGCCAGUAGGCCAGUAGACCAGUAGACCAGUAGGCCAAUAUAUGGAAAUAAUAAUAAUAAAAAUAAUGAUCCGAUCUUUCUAUUGAGUUUUUCAGCCUUGAUUUGAUUUGAGUUACUUUUCUUUUUUAAAUGUAAAAAGAGUUUGAAUGACGGCACCCUAAUUAACAAAAUAAAAUAAAAAUCCCUGUCCAAAAUUUUGUCUGUUUCUUUUUGUAU
Molecule: messenger RNA, 2353 nt
Organism: Salvelinus fontinalis (brook trout)
Lineage: Eukaryota; Metazoa; Chordata; Actinopteri; Salmoniformes; Salmonidae
Product: regulator of G-protein signaling 6-like
Exons: 12
Coding region: 1-1122 (373 amino acids)
Biological process (GO): regulation of G protein-coupled receptor signaling pathway; G protein-coupled receptor signaling pathway
Source: RefSeq, a predicted model, not a curated record